This is a messenger RNA of Tachyglossus aculeatus (Australian echidna), 4487 nucleotides long. It is a transcript of the gene USP37, whose product is annotated as ubiquitin specific peptidase 37. The record is from RefSeq and is a predicted model, not a curated record. Gene Ontology annotation, molecular function: cysteine-type endopeptidase activity; cysteine-type deubiquitinase activity. NCBI's taxonomy places the organism in Eukaryota, Metazoa, Chordata, Mammalia, Monotremata, Tachyglossidae. The transcript is spliced from 24 exons. The coding region runs from base 89 to 3070 and encodes 993 amino acids. Gene Ontology annotation, biological process: G1/S transition of mitotic cell cycle; protein deubiquitination. Gene Ontology annotation, cellular component: nucleus; cytosol.
CGGCGGCCCUGACAGGGGAGAGGCCCUCGCCCGCCGGGACCCGCCGCCUCAGAAUCUUGCCUCGAAGCGAGUCGUCUCCAGAGAGAAGAUGGCUCCUCUGAAGAUCCACGGCCCGAUCCGAGUGCGCAGCAUGCAGACGGGAAUCACCAAGUGGAAAGAAGGAUCCUUUGAGAUCGUGGAAAAGGAGAACAAAGUCAGCCUAGUCGUCCACUACAACGCCGGAGGAAUUCCCCGGACGUUUCAGCUCAGCCAUAACAUUAAAAACGUGGUGCUCAGACCCAACGGAGCCAAGCAAAGCCGCCUCAUCCUGACACUCCAGGACAACAGCUACCUGUCCAUCGACAAAGUUCCCUGGAAGGACGCCAAUGAAAUGAGAGUUUUCCUCGACGCCGUCCAUCAGGACAGGCUGCCCGCAGCCAUGAAGCCUUCCCAGGGGUCCGGAAGUUUUGGAGGAAUUUUGGGCAACCGAGCCGCUCCGCAGGAAAUCAACAGGCAUUUCUCGUACAUAGAAAAUCAGCCCCCCUCGAAGAGAGCGAGUUUGGAGCCUAAAGACGAGACCCCGCUUCGGAAGAUCCUCGGGAAUCCCGGGCGAGGAGCGGCCAAGACCCCGCCGGGAAGCGGAGCGUCCGGCCCCCGCUCCGGCGCCGCCGCGCUGACCCCCGCCUCCUCCACGCCUCUCAGAGCCGGGACGUUGGAAAACCGGAACGAAAAGAGGAAACGGCCGCUGUCUUGUGGGUCAGAGCUGAACGAAGAUUACCCCAAGGAGAAUGAUUCGUCGUCCAACAACAAAGCAAUGACAGACCCGGCGAGAAAAUAUCUAAGCAGCAGCCGGGAAAAACAGCUGAGUUUGAAGCAGGCAGAGGAAAAUAGAGCACCAGGGCUUCUGCCGUUGCAGUCAUCAUCCUUUUACGGAAGCAGAGCCUUAGGAAAAGACUACUCAGCUGGAAACCCCAACGGUGACAGGUCCAGCGUUUCGAGUCAGACGCCCUCUGCCAAGAGGAGUCUGGGAUUUCUGUCUCAGCCCGCGCCUCUGUCCGUCAAGAAGCUGCGCUCUAAUCAGGAUUAUACCGGCUGGAAUAAACCCAGGGUGUCCUUAUCUACUUACCCCCAACAACAACUGCAGGGUUUUUCCAACUUAGGAAAUACCUGCUAUAUGAACGCCAUUCUGCAGUCUUUGUUUUCCCUCCAGUCAUUUGCUAACGAUCUGCUCAAACAAGGGAUCCCUUGGAAAAAAAUCCCCCUCAACGCACUGAUCAGGCGCUUCGCCCAUCUCCUUUCCAAGAAGGAUGUCUGCAACUCGGAGACCAAGAAAGAGCUGCUCAAGAAGGUGAAAAAUGCCAUUUCGGCCACAGCAGAGAGAUUUUCAGGUUACAUGCAGAACGAUGCCCACGAGUUUCUGAGUCAGUGUUUGGAUCAGCUGAAGGAGGACAUGGAGAAACUCAACAAAACCUGGAAGAGCGAGCCGGGGUCCGGGGAGGAGAACUCCCCCGGGCCGGGGCGGCCGGCCGAGGACGGCGCCGCCGGCCGCGUCUACACCUGCCCGGUGGUCACCAACUUGGAGUUCGAGGUCCAGCACUCCAUCGUCUGCAAAGCCUGCGGCGAGACGAUCCCCAAACGAGAACAGUUUAACAACCUCUCCAUCGACCUGCCCCGAAGGAAGAAACCGCUGCCCUCGCGCUCUGUCCAGGAUUCCCUCGAUCUCUUCUUCCGGGCGGAGGAGCUGGAGUAUUCCUGCGAAAAGUGCGGCGGAAAGUCCGCCGUCGUCAUGCACAAAUUCAACCGGCUUCCCAGAGUCCUCAUCCUCCACCUGAAACGCUACAGCUUCAACGUGGCCCUGUCGCUGAACCACAAGGUGGGCCAGCAAGUAGUCAUCCCCCGCUUCCUCACCCUGGCAUCCCACUGCACCGACGCCACCAAGCCGCCGCUGACCCUGGGCUGGAGCGCGCCCACCCCGCCCUCUCGACCAUUGAAAGCCUCCCAAACGGUGAAUUCCAGCCCCAUCAGCACUUCUACUCCUUCUAGGACGCCGACGGUGAAGCCGAAGAGCGCCGCGACGUCCAGCCUGGAUUCGGACAGCGAGGACGAGGUCCUGAAGCGCUGCGUGGCUCCCAGUCCGAGGCCCAGCGAGGCGGCCAGCAGGGACCAGCAGCCCGAAGAGCUGGACAAGGGUUCGAGACGCGGCAAGGCGGAGGGCCCCCCGGGCGAGGCGGGCCUGGAGGGGCUGAGCGAGGACGAAGUGCUGGCCGCCGUCCUGGAGAUCAGCAGGAGGGAGGGACCCCAGCCCCCGGCCCGCGACGACGACGGCCCCGCCGGCGACGACAAGCCCACCAGCAGCCCGGACACCGGCUUCGCCGAGGACGACGGCCUGGAGACCCCCCCGCGCCCGGACCCCGCGGAGCCCGACAGGCCCCGGCCGGCCCCGGAGCUGGGUCCCGCCGGCUUCCCCGAGAUAGCCAAAGACUUCGACGAGAACAAAGAAAACAAAACCCCGGAGGGCUCCCAGGGGGAGGUCGCCUGGCUCCAGCAGUACGAUAUGGAGCGGGAGAGAGAGGAGCAAGAACUUCAACAGGCUCUGGCCCAGAGCCUCCAGGAACAAGAGGCCCGGGAGCAGAAAGAAGACGACGACCUGAAAAGAGCCACAGAGCUCAGUCUGCAAGAAUUUAACAGCUCUCUGCUGGACGGGACGGGCUCGGACGAAGACUCGGGAAACGAGGACAUUUUGGACAUGGAGUACACGGAGGCAGAAGCGGAGGAGCUCAGGAGAAACGCCGAGACGGGAAGCCUUCCCCACUCCUAUCGGCUCAUCAGCGUCGUCAGCCACAUCGGCAGCACUUCGUCUUCGGGCCAUUACAUCAGCGACGUGUACGACAUCAAGAAGCAGGCCUGGUUCACCUACAACGACCUGGAGGUGUCCAAGAUCCCCGAGGCCUCGGUGCAGACCGUCCGCGACCGCAGCGGCUACAUCUUCUUCUACAUGCACAAGGAAAUCUUGGACGAGCUGCUGGAAACGGAGAAGAACUCCCAGUCGCUCAGCUUGGAAGCGGGCCGGGCUGCCCGGCUGACCCCGUGAGGGUCGAGCGCGGGACGCGGAGGUGGAUCCCCCUGAGGAGAAAAACCCUGGAGACCCGUGCUCCACCCGGCAGCGCCUAACGCCCCGGAGCCGGGCCCGGAGGGGAGACCGACCGACCCAAGGACGGGCGGCCGGAAUUCCGGGGAACUUCCCCGCGGCCGCCUUUUCCCCCGGCGGGAGGACGGAGGAGUCGAACUUCUGCCGGUUCCGGGAACCCACGGUAGCUCCUUUUUUUUCCUGUUUGUUUUGUUGGUUUUUCGGUUGCUGGGGGGGUGGGGGGUCGUCUCCGUCGGAACAGAGCCUUAAAGACGGUCAAGACGGGAAGAGCCACCGCGAAAAGUGGAAAUGCGAGGCUUUUCGGCCGGAUCGGUCCUUCACCCCCCCCGUCUCGGGCGAACGGCCGAGGGCGAAGUCCGCCGGCCCUCUCCUCGUCCGACCCGUCUGCCCCUCGAGGCGAGGAAUUCCCUCCUCGUGGCGGGAAGCGAAUAAAGGUGCUGGGAAAACAUCUCCCGGCGUUCCGGCCGCCUCCUUGGGACUUCCAGCCGUGGCGGGGGCUGCCUCACCCUCCCGCGGCCCUGCGCGUUUUUAGAUGUUUCAUCCUCUCCUGGGACGUACUCGCUUUCGGUCUCAUCCCGAAGGGAAGCGGGAGGAGGAGGCGGCCCCCAUCCCGCUCCACUCUUCCCUCCGCCGUCCCCCGCGUGGGACCGGGUGGUUCCGGUUCUUCCCGAGGCCCAAGGGAGGUCGUCCGGCCCGACGGCGAGUCCGGGGAUCGGUCGGGAAUGUGACCUCUCGCGGAACGAGCGUGUCCUUCGGAAUCCCGGGCUCGAGGCGGGAGCGGACGGCGGAAAGUCGGGUGCCGACCUGCCGUGGUUAGCGAGUCAGUCGAGCCGCAGCUGCCCACCGGGAAGGGCGACUUCCUCGGAGCUGGAGAUCUCUCAGUCCGCCGAAAGUCUUCCCUCUCGGGCCUCGGCGCCAAGAACGGGCAACUGAUCCCAAACGGUCAACCGGGGGAAAAAAAAAUCCAAAGGCAGACAGGCCGAUUCCCAUCCCCCACGCCUCCCGCCAUCGAUAGCCUGAGGAGAAUCUUUCCCGACGCAGAGCGGAAAGGCCCGCCUGGAUCCUGGGCACGUCGGCGCCUGCCAAGGCGUCCUCGGCCCGGGCACCCAGACGGGACGGGAGAGGGGAGAGGCCCGACGGCUCUGAAGUUUCCAGCGGAAGACCGGACUUCCAGAGGCGUCCCGUCCGCAGGGAGAGGGGAAAAGCCUCCCGGCAGGGGGCUAGAAGAAACGUCCGCCACCUGUGCCCGGUUCCGGAGCGGGAUUCCCUACCUCCCUUCCCGGGAUUCCGACGAGGGGGCCGGGACCGUACGCUCUGUGACCCCUAUUCCCUUCCGCCUCCCAACUCCCUCCCAACAGAA